AUGCGGUUAACCCUAGCCUUGGCCUUUACUGUUGGCCUAGUCCUAGCCAACCACCCUCACCCAUUGAGUGAUAACGAGCACUUCAAGGGAGCCGAGCACGAUAAGAAGUUCGAUCAUGAGGCCUUCUUGGGAAAGGAAACGGCUGCUGAAUUUGAUGAACUCACGCCGGAGAAGUCUAAGGAGAAGUUGACGUAAGUGUAAAAUACGGUAUUCAGAUUAUUCGAUGGACCAAAGAUGGCAAGAACUUUCUUCACAAAACAUAAAAUAGCAAGAACUUUCUUUAAAAAACAUAAAAUGGAAAAAACUUUCUUUACAAAACAUAAAAUCGCAAGAACUUUCUUUACAAAACAUAAAAUAGCAAGAACUUUCUUUACGAAACAUAAAAUGAAAAGAACUUUCUUUACAAACCAGAAUCGGCAAGUACUUUUCUUAAAAAACAUAAAAUUGCAAGAACUUUGUUUACAAAAAAACUUAUCUAACUUUAUUUAAUUUCAGUAAACUCAUUCCUAAAAUGGACUCAAACGCUGACAAUUUCAUCGAGGAAGAAGAGCUCCGUGAUCACAUUCGUUUCAUGCAACAACGUUACGUCAACAACGAUGUCGACCGUACUUGGAAGCACUACAAGGACGACCAGAUCAAGGACGGUCUUCUCAGCUGGACCGACUACCGUACCCUCGUAUACGGUAGCCCAGACGGUGCUGGUCAAGAGCUGUCUCCAGAAUACCAAAAAAUGAUUAAGCGUGACGAGCGACGCUGGGAAGUGGCUGACUACGACAGUAAUGGCAAGCUCGACCGUACUGAAUACGGCUGCUUCAUGCAUCCAGAAGACUGUGACCAUAUGAGAGACAUCGUCGUCCAAGAGACUAUCGAAGACAUUGACAAGAACAAGGAUGGUGCUGUCGACCUGGAGGAGUACAUCAAUGACAUGUACCGACCAAACGACUAUCCAGAGUUGAAUGGCAAAGAGCCUGAAUGGGUACAGUCGGAACGUGACAUGUUCAAGGAGCACCGUGACAAGAACAACGAUGGCAAGCUGGAUACGGAAGAGAUGAGAGAAUGGAUCAUGCCCUUAGGCUUCGAUCAUGCCGAUGCUGAAGCCAAACAUCUGUUGGGUGUGGCUGAUGAUAACAAGGAUGGCAAACUGAGCCCUGAGGAAAUCAUUGCUCAUUAUGAUACUUUUGUCGGAUCUCAGGCCACUGACUACGGAGAACAACUUCAGAAACACGAUCCUGCUGAUCUUUAA
Molecule: messenger RNA, 1243 nt
Organism: Bursaphelenchus okinawaensis
Lineage: Eukaryota; Metazoa; Nematoda; Chromadorea; Rhabditida; Aphelenchoididae
Source: the annotation of a GenBank genome assembly